Messenger RNA from Camelina sativa (false flax), 1938 nucleotides. The record is from RefSeq and is a predicted model, not a curated record. NCBI's taxonomy places the organism in Eukaryota, Viridiplantae, Streptophyta, Magnoliopsida, Brassicales, Brassicaceae.
AUGGAUAACUCUUUACAAAGUUCCAAACUUAUGCUUCUAUUGGCAAUUUCUUUUGUCCUAUUUCUUAACACAGAGCUGAGAUUUCUUACAGCUGCAGGAGCCUUAACAAUGAUAGCAAAGUAUGCUCUUUUCUAUCUUAUAUAUAUAGUGUAUCUUGGCAAAAGAGAACAUGAUGAUCCUGAACUUGUCACAGCUUCUCAUCAUCAAAUGCUUGAAUCACUUCUUCAAUUCAAAGAAGACGCACAUAACUCAAUGAUCUACAGCUACCAACAUGGAUUCUCUGGUUUUGCGGCACUUCUUACAUCUUCACAAGCAAAGGAAAUUUCAGAGCAUCCAGCCGUAAUCCAUGUUAUACCAAACCGGAUUCUGAAACUGAAAACCACAAGAACUUGGGAUCACCUUGGCCUCUCUCCAAUUCCAACUUCUUUUUCUUCUUCAUCAUUAUCUGUAAAAGGUCUUCUUCAUGACACCAACAUGGGCAGUGAAGCUAUCAUCGGUGUCAUUGAUUCCGGGAUAUGGCCAGAGUCAAAGGUAGUCAACGAUCAAGGCCUCGGACCAAUACCUAAGCGUUGGAGAGGAAAAUGUGAACCAGGAGAACAGUUUAACGCCACAAUACAUUGCAACAACAAGCUAAUAGGAGCUAAGUACUAUCUAAAUGGUCUACUCGCCGCGGUUGCAGGAAAAUUCAACAGAACAAUCAUCCAAGAUUUCAAAUCCACCAGAGAUGCAAACGGUCACGGCACACAUACGGCCACAAUAGCCGGUGGCUCAUUCGUUCCCAACGUGAGCUUCUAUGGUCUAGCCGGAGGUAUGGUCCGAGGUGGAGCUCCUCGGGCCCGCAUAGCCUCUUACAAGGCGUGUUGGAACAUAAUGGGAGACGAAGGAGGAAGAACUGAGGGAAGAUGCACAUCUGCUGAUAUGUGGAAGGCUUUUGAUGAUGCGAUACAUGAUGGGGUUGACGUUUUGUCAGUUUCUAUUGGUGGGAGUAUCCCCGAGGACUCCGAGGUCGAUAAGCUCGAUUAUAUCGCAGCUUUUCACGCGGUGGCUAAAGGGAUUACGGUUGUGGCUGCUGCGGGUAACGAAGGCCCUGGUGCUCAGACUGUUGACAAUGUUGCUCCUUGGCUCUUGACCGUUGCUGCCACUACUCUUGACCGGUCUUUUCCUACAAAGAUCACACUUGGGAAUAAACAAACCCUCAUGGCUGAAUCUCUGUUCACUGGACCGGAGAUUUCAACCGGUUUAGCUUUCUUAGAUUCAGACAGUGAUGAUAAUGUUGAUGUAAAGGGGAAAACAGUUCUUGUUUUCGAUAGUGCUUCUCCAAUUGCAGGGAAAGAUGUAGCAGCAGUCAUCUUAGCCCAAAAGCCUGACGAUCUUCUUUCUCGAUGCAAUGGUUUACACUGCAUUUACGCAGAUUACGAGCUUGGAACUGACAUUUUAAAAUAUAUACGUACCACCAGAUCUCCCACUGUGAGAAUUAGUGUGGCUACUACACUAACCGGUCAGCCUGCAACGACUAAAGUUGCUGCAUUCUCAUGUAGAGGACCUAAUUCGGUUUCACCAGCCAUUCUCAAGCCUGAUAUAGCAGCUCCGGGUGUGAGCAUACUCGCAGCGUUAAGUCCGCUUGAUCCUGAUGCGCACAACGGAUUUGGACUUGAUUCAGGGACAUCGAUGUCGACUCCUGUUGUUUCCGGAAUCAUAGCUCUGCUCAAAUGUCUACACCCUAAUUGGUCUCCUGCUGCAAUGAGAUCAGCUUUGGUCACAACAGCUUGGAGGACAAGUCCAACUGGAGAACCUAUUUUUGCUGAAGGAUCAAACAAGAAGCUUGAGACGAAUAAUAUGGCGACACCUCAUCCCGGGAGAGCAAUGAAACUGCGACAAAGUGCCAAAAUUAUGCCGCGCAUUGCCCUACCACCAUAUGCAUGGCAUGAUGACUUGUAG